Molecule: messenger RNA, 304 nt
Organism: Phalaenopsis equestris
Lineage: Eukaryota; Viridiplantae; Streptophyta; Magnoliopsida; Asparagales; Orchidaceae
Product: 60S ribosomal protein L24-like
Exons: 2
Biological process (GO): cytoplasmic translation
Cellular component (GO): cytosolic large ribosomal subunit
Molecular function (GO): structural constituent of ribosome; mRNA binding
Source: RefSeq, a predicted model, not a curated record
UAUGUACAUUUGACAUAAAUUUUUGUUUAUGGAUCAGGACAUUCAUGAUGAAUCUGUGAAGAAAAGGCGUCGUGCUACUAAGAAGCCUCUCUCCAGGUCAAUUGUCGGCGCGUCCUUGGAGGUCAUUCAAAAGAAAAGAACUGAGAAGCCUGAAGUUCGUGAUGCUGCCAGAGAAGCAGCUCUGCGUGAAAUAAAGGAGCGGAUAAAGAAGACCAAGGAUGAGAAGAAGGCCAAGAAGGCUGAGGCUUUAACCAAAACGCAGAAGACCCAGACUAAGGGUAAUGUGCUCAAGGGUUCCAAGGGA